AUGAAUACUGUAAAACGCCAACCAGUAGAUGAUGAAAUCCGUCCGACGCCGACUACUUCGGAAUCAACAUAUGCAGAAUCAUCGCCUAAUCGUGACUUUUCUGGUUUGUUAUGGUUUGAUAUUACGAUGAUGACGGUGCAAAGUAUAUUUACAAGUGGUGAUGGUGAAGAUAAAAACUCGAGUAAAAAGAGAACAAAAGGAGGAUGGAAAACCAUGCCCUUUUUAUUAGGACAUGAGAGCUUGGAGAGGCUAGCACUAGGUGGGUUGCUGGCGAAUGAGGUGGUCUAUCUAAAAACGAAAUACAAUAUGGAGAUUGUUACAAUUGUAAAUUUGGAAAAUAUCAUUUCUGGUACAACAAACUUGGCAACCUUAGGUGGCGCCUUUCUUGCAGAUGCUUACAUUGGUCGAUUUCUAGCAUUACUCAUUGGCGCUUUCUCGAAUUUAAUUGGAACGAUUCUAUGGACUCUCACGGAUCUAAUCCCGAGAGUGCGACCACCAAAGUGUAGUGAGGUGCAAGCAAAGUUGAGAGAAUGCAUAAGUGCUUCCAGAGUACAGAUGUUUUUUCUUGUGAUGGCGAUGGUUUUCAUGAGCAUUGGGUCAGCUACAAUAAGACCAGCUGCUACGCCAUUCGGGGCAGAUCAGUUUGAACGAGGAGGAAUUAAAACAGUCGAACAGAAGAAAGACCUUCAGAGUUUCUUUAAUUGGUAUUUUUUCUCAAUGAGCUUGGUCAGUGUGGUGGCCAGUACUGUUAUUGUUUAUAUUCAGAGCAAUGUGAGCUGGACCUUGGGAUUUGGUAUCUGUGCUAUACUCAUGCUCAUUUCAUUAGUUGGCUUCCUUAUUGGUGCACCCCUUUUCUACCGUGAAACGCCACAGGGCAGCCCUUACACAGGUAUUGCACAGGUGAUCAUGGCGGCUUUCAGAAAGAGAAAAUUAUCUCUUCCCUCUGAUCUGACACUGCUUUAUUACGGUCAAAACAGCCCUAAAAUCUCUAUUACAUCCAGAUUCAGGUAUCUACUAUUCAUACUCUCCCUUUCUGUAUGA
This is a messenger RNA of Cryptomeria japonica (Japanese cedar), 1041 nucleotides long. Its product is annotated as protein NRT1/ PTR FAMILY 2.13-like. Gene Ontology annotation, biological process: transmembrane transport. Lineage: Eukaryota; Viridiplantae; Streptophyta; Pinopsida; Cupressales; Cupressaceae. Bases 1 to 1041 code for a protein of 346 amino acids. The record is from RefSeq and is a predicted model, not a curated record. Gene Ontology annotation, molecular function: transmembrane transporter activity. Gene Ontology annotation, cellular component: plasma membrane. The transcript is spliced from 5 exons.